AUGUCGGAUCCAUCCACGAAACGACGCAGGCUCAAUGGCCCGGCCACUGAUCGAGAGACCAGUCCUGGCUCUUCAAGUGCAGACAACUAUCAGGAUAGCAAAGCCCCAGACUCUUCGAAUCAACACAAACAAUCAAAACCUCAAAAUGGAACGAACUCCGCAAACCGCUUUGCAGAAGUGGGAAGAGCAACAGGUUUAUCCAAGUCAAGUCUCUUCAAACUUCAGACAGACGAGUUGCUUGCUGGAUUGAGGCCCGAUUAUGACAAGCUCGUCUCUACCGUUCAAGACAAUCUUCGCCGGAUCAGAGAUAUUUUGCAACAGGUCCCCGAACGAGAAUCGAAACGAGCCGACGUUGCUGCCAAAGAAUUGCGGGACAGAUAUCGCGUCUCAGUGCCCUUCCCUUGUCAUUCAUCCGGCGACCUUGCGAAGUACCACGUUUCGUUCCAGCCCCCGACCAGCAUCGAUCUUGUUGGGAGUGUCAUCUUGCGCGCCGGACUACAAGCCACCGAAACCUUCAACGUUGAUAUAGCUGUGACCAUUCCCAGCACGUUGUUCCAGCCGAAAGAUUAUCGAAACUACAAAUACUUCCAGAAACGCGCUUUCUUCAUUGCAUGCAUUGCGGCAAGCCUACGGGAAGCGAAAUUGCCAUUUUCGAUACAGUAUAACUAUCAAGACGGAGAUCUUCUACGCCCCAUUAUUGUGUUAGAACCCACAGAGAACGCUUCUGAAGACUCACCCAAGCAACCCAUCCGCAUUCGCAUAUUGACUGCUGUCGAAGAUGAGUUGUUUCCUGUCACACGAACACUCCCAUCGAGGAACAACGUUCAGACUGCGGGCGCAGAGGAUGAGCCUCAAUCCAACGAUGAAAACAAGUCAAGCCCAUACUACAACUCUGCCUUGCGUUUCGAAUCGACAGUGAUACCAUAUCAAAAAUGGUUACAGACUUCCCUAAAAAAGUAUACAUCAAUGAGAGACGCCAGUCUUCUCGGUCAAACCUGGCUUCGGCAACAUGGCUUUGCGUCCACUAUCGAAAAGGGGGGAUUUGGUAGCUUUGAGUGGAUGUUGCUUCUGGGUCUUCUUUUUGAGGGUGGCGGCGCAAACGGUAAACCUAUCUUGCUGCCGUCAUAUAGCAGCUAUCAAGUCUUCAAGGCAGCCAUGCAAUUCUUAGUUGCCCGAGACUUGAUGCAGCCUUUGUCUUUAUUCGUCAGCGAUGUUGAAUUACCCGCUGGUGGUCCGGUCUUUUUUGACGGAAAAAGAGGGUUGAACAUACUGUAUAAGAUGACCAUUGGGUCGUAUAAGCUGCUUCGUCACGAAUGUAGCCUGACACUUUCACUUCUGAAUGAAACACGCUUCGACAACUUUGAAAAGGUGUUCAUCUUUCAGAACAAUGAGCCGAUGCUCAAAUUUGACCGGCUGGUUUCUCUGACUCCGCAACAGCAAGUUGCUGAUCCCCUACUCUCAGUUUCCUACCAGAAUCACAUUUAUGAUAUUUUGGAAAGGUCGCUUGGUGACAGGGCAAAAGUCAUUUGUCUAUGGAGUGAUUCCCCAUCGCCUCAGCCACUCAAAUCGAAAUCAUUGAAUGAACCUCACUUCCAGCAGAUCUCGAUUGGCCUCAUAUUGAACCCUGAAAAUUCGAAUCGUCUCGUCGACCAUGGACCUGCAGCAGAAAUGCAAGAAGAAGCUACGGCUUUCCGAUCCUUCUGGGGUGAUAAGGCAGAAUUGAGAAGAUUCCGAGAUGGAAACAUUCUUGAGAGCUUAGUAUGGUCAGAUCAAGGGUCAGUUAUCGAUCAAAUACUGGUCUAUAGUCUUAGUCGUCAUUUGAAGAUUUCCCGCCACUCAAUCAAAUGUAUCGGAGACGAAUUCGAUGAAACGUUACAGCAGCUUGCCGGUUCAGAAAAACAGACUGCCGCCAUGUUUCAAAGCAUUCGUGAUGCAUUCCAAUCAUUGCAGUCGUCUUUCCAAAGCAUGGAUGAUCUCCCACUUCAGGUCAGACACCUUCAACCUGCAAGUCCGUUUCUGAGAAGCACUGCUGUAAUAUCAGACCCUAAAGAUAUUGGGCUUACUCCUGUGGAUAUUAACUUGCAACUUGAAAGUUCUACCAAGUGGCCAGACAAUCUAGACGCCAUUCAGAUGACCAAAGUGGCGUUUCUAUUGAGAAUCGGCGAGGCUUUGAAGGAUGAUGGAAACGUGACGUCCUUCAGGGUUGGCUUGGAAAAUGAGAGCAGACGUUUCAUAAACCGGGCUUUCCUAGACAUCGCGCAUACGACAGGAAUCCAAUUUCGAUUGAGAUUACACCACGAACGCGAAGCAACGCUACUCGAAAGGAAGUUGAAGGAAAGUGGUCUUAGUCCUCAGUACAAGGAGGACAUAGGCGCCGCUCUUUUCGAAUAUAAGAAGACCUUCAUCCACUCCCCACGUCUCACGCAGGUUGUUCAAACACUUUCCAAUCGGUAUCCAUUGUUAUCACCUACAGUUCGCUUGAUGAAACACUGGUUCAACUCCCAACUACUUCUGUCUCAUGUCACUGAGGAGUUCGUCGAGCUUCUCGCUAUCAACGUUUACGUCUCAAUUCACCCAUGGGCCUCACCAUCCAGUUUGAUGACCGGUUUCUACCGAACUCUCUCCUUACUCUCAAAAUGGAACUGGCAACAGGAGCCUCUUAUCUUAGGCAUGGGGGGACUUACGGGAGAAGACGUUAAAACCAUCGAGACCCGUUUCCUAGCCUGGCGCAACAUCGACCCUGCAAUGAAAAAAGUCUCCAUGAUCGUGGCAUCAGACCUCGACCAUGACGGGGUAACCUGGACACUUAACGAAAAGCCACCCAAAGUUGUAGCAGGCCAUAUCACGCGUUUGGCAAAAGCGGCGGUUGAAGCACUCAAACAGCAACAUGGCAAAGAAGAUAGACCAUCUCUUGAGAACUUACUUUUCAAUCCCGUCCUUUCUCCAUAUGAUUUCGUGAUCCAUCUCAACAACCCCAGCAAGAAGAGCAAGAAACACAACCAGCCGCAAUUCGCCAACCUGAAGGGACUUGUUAAUUUGGCUUCAUCUUCCGAAGCGUCCAGCCGAGACAUCACAAUGUCGUAUUUGAGUGAACUUCAAACCAUCUACGAGCAUUGCAUUCUCUUCUUCUACGGUCAUGAGGAGAAUGUCAUUGCGGGUUUAUGGAAACCAACCUCGACCACUUCAAGGCCAUUUAAUUUGAAGACGGCUUACUCUACUCGACCAGCGCACAACGGGACAGCUGAUGUGACCUUGAACAAGGAGUCAACUCUGAAUGAAAUAGCUCGACUAGGUGGAAGUCUAGUACAUAGCAUCGAGAACAAAAAUGUGUAA
Talaromyces marneffei is the source of this 3333-nucleotide messenger RNA. RefSeq lists its product as uncharacterized. The transcript has a single exon. The coding region runs from base 1 to 3333 and encodes 1110 amino acids. The record is from RefSeq and is a predicted model, not a curated record. Gene Ontology annotation, biological process: tRNA export from nucleus; rRNA processing. Gene Ontology annotation, cellular component: small-subunit processome; CURI complex; UTP-C complex. NCBI's taxonomy places the organism in Eukaryota, Fungi, Ascomycota, Eurotiomycetes, Eurotiales, Trichocomaceae.